Molecule: messenger RNA, 2751 nt
Organism: Cornus florida
Lineage: Eukaryota; Viridiplantae; Streptophyta; Magnoliopsida; Cornales; Cornaceae
Exons: 1
Coding region: 29-2518 (829 amino acids)
Source: RefSeq, a predicted model, not a curated record
UUGAUAAUCCAUAUUCUGAAGCAAAGAAAUGGAUGGAGUUUGUAAAGAGUUAGAUGAAGUUAAGGAAGAGUUGAAAAGGUUUAAGGAAGAAUGCCGGACUAAAAGCGAGCUGUGUGAGAGCUUGAGGAAGGUUCACAAUGAACAACUAAUUAAAUUUCAAGAAGCAAAGUUGCAGAUUGAGAAACGGGCCGGAGAAAUAAACGCCAAGUCCCAGGAGAUAUCUAAUACGAGGCAAAAGAAUGAGGAUCUCCAAUCCAGUUUGCGUGAAAAAGAAUCAUUUCUUAGGCACCUAAGUUCUGCAAAUGAAAAACUUCGAGUUGAUUAUGGUGAGAAAAUUCAAAUAUUGGAGGGAGAAAACAGAGAGCUGGUGUUGGCUUUAGAUGAUGCAACUGCAAGAACCCAAGAUCUGGAUAGUAAGAUUUCUUCUGCCAAUGAGGAGAUUGAAGGUCUCAAAAGACUCUUAUCAGUUUCACAGAAAAAGUGUGUUGAAGCACAGCAGAAAGCCCAGGCAUCCAAAGAGCUAGAACAGAGAGAUGAUAUGUUACUGAAACUGGAAGAGGAAAAUAGUAGUUUUCAAGAUCGUUUGAAGUGGAGAAAUGAACAGUUUAAACAUCUUGAAGAUGCUCAUGAAAGGCUUCAAGACCAGUUCCAGUCAAGCAAGGUGGAAUGGGAGAGUAAGAAAUCAAUGCUGCUUGAAGAGAUAUGUUCACUGCAUUCAAGCCUGGAUUCUCAAACAAGAAUCUCAGAGAGCCUUACUAUGCGGUUAAAGAUGUGCAACCAAGCCCUAGCUCAUGAAGAAAGCAGAAGAAAAUUUCUUGAAGUUGAAGUGUCUGAAUAUAGAUCACGCUUGGAGGAUGUUUUCCUAGAGUUUGAAGAAGCAAAAUUGAAGAUUGAAAGCAUGACUCUUGAGAAAGACAAUGACAUUGCAAAAUUAAGAAACUCACUGGGAACCAAAGACAUGCUUUUCAAGGAAAUGGAAUACAGAAAUUCAAACCUGCAGCAAGAAAAUCAGGAAUUGCGGGAGUGUCUUAAAGAAUUUCGAGAGGCUCAAAUCACCAAUGCUGGAGCUACAUCUUCGUCAAAGAAGCUGCAAAAGAAGCUUCAAGGAUUGGAGCAGUUGUUCAAAGAAAAAGAAGCUGAAUGGAAUUCUCAGUUGAAAAAGUUGACAAGAGAUUUGAAUAUGUUUAUAUCUGAAUUGAAGGGUAAAGAUAAAAACAUACAGGAACUCCAGAUGGAGUUGGAAGGUUGCCAUUGUUCACUGGAGGUUCAGAAUGAAGAGAUUUCUCUGAUAAUUAUGGUAUUGAAAUCUGAAUUUUCUGCUGCUUGUUCAAAGCUGUCCAAUGUGAUUGCUGAACUUCAGCUCUGCAACAAAGCAAAUGAAGAGAUCUUACUAGUAACAGAGCAAUUGCAGAUAAAGGACAGUGCUUCAAAAAAAAUUUAUGUCGAUCUUGAGCAGGAAGGUGAGCAAGUAUCAUCUCUAAUUGAGGAGGACGAGUCCUUCAAUCUAAAGAAAGAGCAGAAAAUUUUUGUGGAGGAAGAACUUGCAUGGCAUAAGAAGAUGCUUGAUGAAUCAUCUGAAUCUCAACUUUGCUUAAAAGAAAAAGUUCUGCAGAUGGAAAAUUCCCUGAAAGAGGAGAACAGAAACUUUUCUGAUGCUUUGGGAGAAGUAAAUUCUGAAUUGGCCAAGAAAAUUCAACAAGUCAAUCAAACGGAACUUGAACUGCAAAAAUGGAAAUCCAUUGCAGAAAACCUUGAAGAAAGCCAGAAAGUCCUUAAGCAAGAAAAAGAGAACCUUCUUGGCAUUGUAAAGGAGAUGGAUAAAACAAUAUUUGAGUUCCAGCAGAAGAUUGUUUCACUUGAAUUGUUGGUUGCUUCGAAAUUUGAUGAAGUCGAAGCCUUCAGGCAAGAGAAAGAAAACUACCUCCUUAUUGCACAUGACAAGGAUAGUAGUAUAGAAAAUCUUCAGAAAGAGAAGGAAGAAGCAAAGAAUCUGAAGAAGAUAGAGAUAGAAGAGAAGAAUAGGACAAUUGCUGAAUUGGAAAAGACAGCUAAUGAAUCACUUCAGAAACUGAUAUACCUUGAGGAACAGUUGUCUCAUUCGGAACAACAGGCAGAGCAACUUGAAGCUUUACUGGAAGCUGACAGGUUUGAAAAAGAGAAAUUGAAGGAUUAUUCUGGAACUGAGCAGAGGCGCUUGGAAGGCCAAGUUAAAGAGCUUAAGAAGAAGCUGUCAUUGGAAAGGGAAGAUUUACUGCUUCAACUUGAUGGAAUUUGUGACCAGUUCAGUCAAUUUUCCCGCGAAGGUGUUGAACUGAAGGGAAGUUUAGCGAAAAUACUGCAAAACUGUGAGAAGAACGAAUCAGCAAGGAAUUUGAUUGGGAGUGGCAAGCUCCACAAUUCAGCCAGUGAAAUUGUUGUAUACACAACGCUCUCCCCCUCAUCAAAGGGGAUUGAAGACAGUAUCGAGUCUAUUGACAAAAGAUCACCAUUGAAAGAGUUCAACCGUUUGGAGCUCUAAUUGAGAGUGGAAUAUGUGUUCUUUUUAGAAAAUGUCACCAGGUAGGUAAAUCCAUUAAUUCAGGACUUGUUUGAGAAUUGAGAAUUUUGCAAGUGUAGAUGUAGCAGAAUAGUGUCUUGAUUUGUCUGUAUCUAUUCUUGGGUACUGACAGAUUUUGAACUUGUACCAGCUUAGCUUAGCUAUAAUUGGUAACAGCAGAUGCAUCAUUCCACAGAUUGAAGUUUAUGCUUCUG